AGCAUCACUCAAUGUCUUUCGGCGCCGUCGCUAUUGCCACGUCAAGCGUGACGUACCAGGAGGUGUCGUCCGGGUGGGAGGUGUUCUUACCAGUAACAGAAACCAUACGUUAACUGGCAUUUAUGGUCAUAAAGCCAAAGAAGAGCUCUUCUAAGAGUGUGGCAGAGUUAAAUCAAAAGGACUGUUGAUCAUGGACCCAGUCACCAGCGGACUUGCACAAAGGUUGGCUGAAGCUGACCAGUCUCACCUCCUGCAGUUCUGGGACGAGCUGAGCCCUGCAGAGCAGGCCGAGUUGACCCACGACCUACAGGGGAUGGACUUUCAGGAAAUCAAUGGAUUCUUUAAAAACGCCAUGGAGACGUCCAGCAACAGCAAACACGAGAAGAUGGACGCCCGCAUGGAGCCGGUGCCCCGGGAGGUGCUAGGAAGUGUCACGAGAGACCGAGAUAGUCUUAAAGACUGGGAGCUAGUAGGUCUGCACUGCAUCUCUCAGAGUAAAGUGGCGGUCCUGCUGCUGGCCGGCGGCCAGGGAACCAGACUCGGGGUCUCUUAUCCCAAAGGCAUGUACGACGUGGGGCUGCCAUCCCACAAAACCCUCUUUCAGAUCCAGGCUGAACGCAUAUUGAAGCUGCAACAGCUGGCGGAGCAGAAGCACAAAAGCAAGUGCUGUAUUCCCUGGUACAUCAUGACCAGUGGCAGGACAAUGGAGGCCACCAAGGACUUCUUCUCUCGUCAUAAGUAUUUUGGCUUGAACGAGAACAACGUUGUCUUCUUUCAGCAGGGCAUGCUACCAGCCAUGGACUACGAAGGCAAGAUCAUCCUGGAGAGUAAAGGAAAGCUGUCCAUGGCCCCUGAUGGGAAUGGGGGUCUUUACAGAGCACUGGGGUACCAGGGCAUCAUGGAAGACAUGAAGAAGAGGGGGAUUGAAUUCAUCCAUGUGUACUGCGUAGAUAACAUCCUGGUCAAAGUGGCUGACCCUGCUUUUGUUGGUUUCUGUGUGCAGAAGGGAGCUGAUUGUGGAGCUAAGGUAGUGGAGAAAACCAAUCCAACAGAGGCAGUGGGUGUGGUCUGCAAGGUGGACGGGCACUAUCAGGUGGUGGAGUACAGCGAGAUCACCCUGGCAACUGCUGAGAAGCGCAGCGCCGACGGCCGUCUGAUGUUCAACGCAGGAAAUGUGGCCAAUCACUUUUUCAGCUUCUCCUUCCUCAGAGACAUAGUGGAGAAAUACGAGCCAGACCUGCAGCACCAUGUGGCACAGAAGAAGAUCCCAUAUGUGAACAGUGAAGGUCAGCUAAUCAAACCGGACAAGCCAAAUGGGAUUAAAAUGGAAAAGUUUGUCUUUGACAUCUUCCAGUUCGCCAGCACAUUUGUUGUGUAUGAGGUGCUACGAGAGGAUGAGUUCUCCCCGCUGAAGAAUGCGGACAGUCAGGACGGAAAGGACACGCCCACCACAGCCAGACACGCCCUCAUGUCCCUCCACCACCGCUGGGUGCUGAAUGCUGGGGGUCACUUCAUCGACGAGAACGGCAGACGUGUGCCUGCCAUACCCAGAGACGGAGCAGCAGGCAGUGUCACAGAUGAUGGCAGCAGAAACCUGAAGGACGGAACAGACCUGCCAAUCAAAUGUGAGAUCUCCCCACUGGUGUCCUACGGGGGAGAGGGUCUUGAAGAAUUGGUGAAGGGACGAGAGUUUCAUCCAACCCUGAUGAUUGAUGAGAAUGGAGUCCAUGAGCUGGUGAAGAACGGAGUUUAGACAAUGAAGGGGACAGAGAGAGAGAGGGACAACCCAAAGACAGACAACCUCCCUUUUUCUCUUACCCUUUGCGGAGAGAAACUGUGAUGUCAUCGCUGUGCAAUAACAAAUGUCACGUGCAAGACGAGUUGCAUCGUUUACUUUUCAGCAGCAAUUUUUCUUUGCUUUGUAUGUUGGUGUCAUACUUAGUUCCUCUUUGUUUUGAAGAGCACUUGAACACAGCAUGAGACGAAGGACAAAAUCUCUGUCGCACUGACUGGAUGAAGCAGUCUUCAGGUGCAUCUAUUUAUUUUUAUAUGUACUGAUGGGAAUCACCAUCUAGUCAUUUUACCUGGUGAUUUUUAUACGACAUAGGACUGAGAUGAAAUGACGAAGAAAGAUGUUUCUUACUAGGAUGUAAUUAAGGUACAUGGUACAUGGGUGUGUGGGGUGGGGAGUAUUUAUAAUAUCUGCUUUUUUCUGCUUUUAAUCAUUGAAAAAUUAGAUAUUAUUCAGCUUUAAGAGAUGCUGUUAUUUCUAUCAUCUUUAUUAAAGAAAUCCUAAUUGUAAAA
This is a messenger RNA of Scatophagus argus, 2304 nucleotides long. It is a transcript of the gene uap1, whose product is annotated as UDP-N-acetylglucosamine pyrophosphorylase 1. NCBI's taxonomy places the organism in Eukaryota, Metazoa, Chordata, Actinopteri, Scatophagidae. Gene Ontology annotation, biological process: UDP-N-acetylglucosamine biosynthetic process. The transcript has 11 exons. The record is from RefSeq and is a predicted model, not a curated record. The coding region runs from base 191 to 1753 and encodes 520 amino acids. Gene Ontology annotation, molecular function: UDP-N-acetylglucosamine diphosphorylase activity.